Messenger RNA from Aaosphaeria arxii CBS 175.79, 393 nucleotides. RefSeq lists its product as uncharacterized. NCBI's taxonomy places the organism in Eukaryota, Fungi, Ascomycota, Dothideomycetes, Pleosporales. Bases 106 to 303 code for a protein of 65 amino acids. The transcript has a single exon. The record is from RefSeq and is a predicted model, not a curated record.
ACAUAUAUGUAGGUAGUGAACGGUAUCUUACUUGAUAGCCACUAUAUCGUAGGUACCUGGGUACCUAAUCUAUACUGAUAGCACGAACAACUUCUCGUUUGAUCCAUGCCACAUGGAUUUCGAGCACACAAUCUUGCUAGAGCAUUCAGUCAAGCGUUCGUUGGCCUGGGCAUAUUACUAUCUGAUUGGUGUGGUAUUAUUGUUUUGUUCUCUGAUGUAGUCAUGAGUAACCAUGGUGCUCACCACCCAGCUCACCGCCCGGCUAGCUCAUUAUUUUCUGCCACCCUAAACUCUGACGUGUAAUGGAAGAAAUUCCGAAAUUUUGUGUGUCGAUUUUACCCCGCCAGAGUACAUACAUACACCAACACAUAUCUCCUCAUACGGCCUUCGUCU